Molecule: messenger RNA, 3372 nt
Organism: Besnoitia besnoiti
Lineage: Eukaryota; Apicomplexa; Conoidasida; Eucoccidiorida; Sarcocystidae
Exons: 12
Coding region: 1-3372 (1123 amino acids)
Source: RefSeq, a predicted model, not a curated record
AUGGACGUCUCUUCAGCGCUGCCGUUUGAGUCUCACACGGGGCUAACUGCGACCCCCCCUUCAGGCCCUGCCGACGACGCUCGCCUGCUGGAGGGCCUCGGUGCAGGCGCCGUGAGUGCUAUUGGAGCAGGCCCACAAAUCGGGAUGGAUGCUUCGGGCUAUCACUUCACUAUUUCAGUGGCUGGCGCUCCGACUCUUGCUGCUUCUCCUUUGCCGUCGGUCCAGGAGAGUCGACGAAGGCGGAGGCAGCUUGAGACGAAGCUCGCUCGAAAACGCACCAAGAACCGUUUCCGGUCUCCCCCCGCGCUGCUUGCAGUGCUUUCUUUUGCACUAGCGGCCUGCAUCGUCUCCAUAUCAACAGUCUUCUUGCUAUGCGUGCUUCGCGCUAGCAGGCCCUUUCAUCCGGCUCCCGACUUCUCUGGUGGCACGCAGUCUCUCUCUGCUGCCCGCUUGUCGCUGUUUUCCUUGGUCUCCCCCCAUCCACUCCGCAAGGCUGGACCAGGGCCGCGGAGGCUCGGCGAUUCUUCCCCAGAGAAUUCUGGACUGGGGGCGGCGGUCAGUGACGACGAGUUUUGCGAGUCGGCAAUGGGUGGAAGCGGCGUGCAAAGCUAUGCUGCCUCAAGACCUAAUUCAGGACAGGAAGGUGCCAAGCAAGACGCAUCCGCCGCCACCAGAAAACGUCCGAGAGGGAGAGCAGUACCAGACGUUGGAGAAGAGGAGGAAGAGGACGCGUACGCGGAGAGCAGCGUUCCAGACGCCAGAAAAUAUCAGUCGCCGCGAAGUGCAAAAAAGGCGAAACGGAUGGACAACGCAGCCGAUGAAGGCAGAAUGACGCCGAGGGGCGGCGAGGCACGUGGGGAAGCGAACCCGCAACUAGUGUCCGAGACGGCUCUCUUCGUUGACAGCGAAUUAACGGACUUGACGGAAGAACAACUUGUUGCCCUCACAGUUCAACCGGAAGACAUCCCACCUCCGCCCUUUCAAGGAGCAUGGUACGGGCACACCUUCGUAACGUUCAGAAGUUUGCAAAGCCUUCUGUAUGACGUCAAGAUGACAGCCAUCCGGGAAAAUCGAACCACGCGCACCUUGAAAGAUGCAUUGGCGGCUUUGAGCAGAUGCGUCUUUCUGUCUCGGCAAUUCAGCAGAAUCCAGGAACACCAUCUAGGUGCAAAUGAGAGCGCAGAGAAGAACGCAGCCCUAUGGGCACACGGUGCUUUAGAGAAGGGUGUGCGUGAGACUGCUGUACUCCUCUUCGGAACGCGACUGCACCCGGUCAUGAGUGAACUGGAAGCUGAGCUGCUUCGCGUGGCUGUCAGCGCCUUCCGUGAGGCACGCGGCAAGCCGAGCCUCGGCACCAGGAGUGUUUCGCUCACUCCACUCGGCAAAAAAGUUCCCUUCUUUGGCGAGCUGGAACAACGAAGGUCGGCCCUGGCCUCAGCUCUUCGUGGCCGAAACAUCCUGUCUGACCUUUCGCAGUGGCUGGACCGCCGCCCGGACGUCGCUGCCAAGAUCCCGGAUUCGUCAUUGCUGCGCGUCGCUACCGCAGCCGAACGUGCUGCGAUCGUGCACGGUCCAGCGCAUCCGCUGGCUCAGAUCCCCUCCGACUUGGGUGUUCCUCACCUUCUCAAGGUCCCCUUUCAGAACCUUGUGCCAGGGGCGGAGAUGUACAACGAAGAUAUUCCCUUCUCAGAGGGCUCCCCAGCUGACUGGGCGGCUGUCAUGUCAAGGUUGGCACGCCUAAAAGCAGGCAAGGCCCGUGGCCUGCGGACUCGGCUUGAAUCAAGACUGUCAAAGGCUACUGUGAACCGGACCCUUCAGACGCUCUCACACAUGACUCUUCUCCUCGCGCAAACGGCUGCCCUCGUGGACACGCGUCCGACUGUGGCACGAGACAGCAUAUUCACUCGCAACGUGCAUUCUAUGCGUACAGAAAUGUAUGCUAUCGGUCGGUUUUUUGGCUUCACGAGCGAAGAGGCUGCAAUGACGCUGUUGGAGUUCCUCCUCGGCGUUGCCCUGGCUGAAACGCGUACAGCAAGGCAAGAAGCUGCGAAUCAGCAUGGCGUGCCUCUGCAAGAGCGCGUCUCCCACGUGUCCGCAUCUGCCUGGUACGCGUUACGGCGUGUCGAUUUCGUGAAGCUGGUGUCCAGCAAGCUCCGUACGGACUCCACAUUCGCCCAGCAACUUCAUGUCAGCGACACGACCGACAGUUUUCACGAGUUGAUGGAGCGCUACGAAAACGACGUGUUUGUGUGCGGGCUUGCUCACUUGUGGUACGUCCUCCCAGACCCGCGCGGACAUGCCUCCCGGAAGUCUGCGGUUGUGUCCGCGGCGAGUGGGAUCCGCAUGGCAGAACCUUCAGAAAGCGAGAGCGAGGAUGGAGAGGAAGAAGACGGAACCGUGGAAAAGAGUCAAUACGAGCACGGCGGAGAAAGCCGAAUGGACGCUGCAGGCGGGUCUGAUACUACGGAGUCGGAGGAGGAGGACUCUCUCGGGUACGGGUUCGAUUCCCAGCAGUCAGGUCCAAGAGCGGGAAUUGUUGGAGAUCCGUCUCUGCAGCACGAGCAGUUCUCGUUGUUCUCUCCUAGCCCGUCACUUGUCGGCUCGGAGAGUCUCACGUCUAUAUUGAGUGCCCUCGAGUCCGUAAGCGGCGCCGAAGAGGAUGUCGAUACAGAGGUUGCAGACUUACCUAUGCCAGCGGCGCCCAACGGUAGACCAGUCGACAACCUCGGAGAGCCACCAGAACACAACACGGAGAGCAGUUCAAGCAUUCCCUUCUACUUUUCGGCGGCGGAGAUGAGUCAGCUUGAGACGAUUCUGUAUCGGGCAGGGUUCGACCGGUCAGGGCUCGCCGACGGCGUCGAAAAGGAUCCACCUCUGCAAGAGGUGCGGUUGUUGCCUUCAUUGCCUGGCUCGUCAGAUGUUGACUGGGAGAGUUCCGUGUCUGCAGUGAGCGCCGCCGAUCCCGCGGGAGAUGCAGAGAAGGGACUCCAUACAGAAGCCGCAGACGUUUCUACGCCACCAGCACCCCAUGGAGUCGUAGCUGACCACGCAGAAGCGCCGCCACACCAAAGCAUGGAUGACAACACAGACAUGCCACUCUAUUUCCCGGACACACUGAUGGAAGGUCUGGAGCUCGCGCUGUUUGGGGAGGCUGGUGACGUGGCAUGGUUAGGUGACGAAGCCGACCUGAGUGAGCCACAUAUCACGCUGAGAUCAUCGAACGUAGUGGACGGUAUGGGGGGAGUGGACUACGCGGCUGGGGGGCACUGCUUAGGUGUUGAGUGUCUAGGCUGGCGGCAGGCUUUCAAGUGCUGCGUGGCCACCUAUGAUGUUAUCUAUUGUCGCGGAGGGGCGGAUAUUUUCUCGUUGUAG